Molecule: messenger RNA, 1443 nt
Organism: Caenorhabditis remanei
Lineage: Eukaryota; Metazoa; Nematoda; Chromadorea; Rhabditida; Rhabditidae
Exons: 6
Coding region: 1-1443 (480 amino acids)
Source: RefSeq, a predicted model, not a curated record
AUGGGCGAGCUAAACCAGGCACGAAUGGAGGAACUGAUCAAAGCCGAGGAAGCCUAUCGGAGUGAGACCAUGUCAUCCAGUGUGUUCGAAGUGGAUGCCAUAGUGAAAAUGGCCAAACGCUUUCUGGAAGUCGGCACCACCACGUCUCGCUUGCAGUUGGGACCCCCGGAAAUCAAUGAGACAAUAAAGGAUGCUAUCGAAUCCGGCUACGGUAGCAUCCUGCUCAGAGAGCUGAGCGUAUUGGAGCUGACGGAAGUCAAUGAAAAAAACCGAGUGACCCUCUUCGUUCAAUUGUGCAGCUUGGCCAUGGAGCAAGAAGUGGGAUUGAGCAGUGCUCGUAGAAGAUAUCUUUCUGCUCUUCGAAAAGCAGCACUCCCACUAUUCGUCUACAUCGUCUACUCACCGAUCCAGCUUGGAUAUUUUUUGCGUCUCACCGUCAAUGAACGCACAUUCAUUUGUUUGAAACUAAUUGCAAAAUGGUAUCGCAACAAAUCGAAGGAAGAACUGAUCAUCAUAGUUCACUUCUGGCCAACUGUUGAUGGCUCAAGACAUCACGACGUUUGGAGACAUUGUCGUUGGAUUUUCAAGGAGCAAAUUGUUUUUGAAGAAAUGGCAGACUUAAUCGAUCAAGUGGAAUUGGACGAUCUGAUGGCAGAUCCUCACAUGAGAUCAGUUGGGGACUAUCUCUCAGAAGAGGUCGCAAUUCGCUAUUUGCCUCAAAGAUCGGUUGCAAGAGCUCUUUCACAACGAGAUCGGAUGGAAAUCGGGCGUUGCUUGAGAAGUGAAGAAUGGAAUCGAAAAACUUCUGCCGUUGAAAUCAUGUUUAUCGCCAAGCAUUUCGAAAACCAUACCGAUAUGGACACUGACUUCGUUAUGAAUACACGAUUGAAAAGAGCGUACGCCGUUCUCUGCUCCUCUGCAACAUAUGUUUCGAAAAAAGUUUGUGUGAUCAGAAUUGUCAAAAGAUCGGCUUCUGUUAGAAGACCGCAAACCGGCCUUGAGAGCUUGGAGAUCUGCACUGCAGUUUUAGAGGACCUCAUGAGGAAUCAGAAUGCAAGAAUGUAUAAUCAAUAUCCAAAAGAAAACGGAACUGGAAAUUAUGGUAAAUUCAGCACGAAAUACGAGGUUUCCCCAGGGCCGCUGUCAUGUUUUGAGAAAAACCAAUACGAUGCAGCGUUACUCAUCAAAACCGCAAUUCCUAUCAACUUAUUCUUUGACUGCUUCGUGAUUGUUGGCAUUUCUCCGUCAGUUUUCAAGAUGGAUAGAAUCAUGGCUGAAUUCGAUGAGUACAAGAAAGCCCUGAACCCAAAUUCAAGAUUGAUCUUUAUUGGAGUGGAUAGUUUGGGCAUGUACCCACCGGUCGAUAGCAGACAAGAUGUUCUUAUGGUCAGCGGUGUCACGGAAUACACAAUGUACCGAGUGAACUCUUUUAUUGAGCUGUAA